This is a messenger RNA of Drosophila eugracilis, 876 nucleotides long. RefSeq lists its product as uncharacterized. Bases 4 to 876 code for a protein of 290 amino acids. The transcript has a single exon. The record is from RefSeq and is a predicted model, not a curated record. Lineage: Eukaryota; Metazoa; Arthropoda; Insecta; Diptera; Drosophilidae.
AACAUGCCACGCGCCAGAAAACGUUUCGCCGAAAGUCCGGUCAAAGACUCAGAUAAUGAAUCCUCGUCAUCAGAAGUGGGAUUACCUCCGCCUCCAGCCGAUGAUGCAAAUCUUUUGUCAAUUUUGGAGAUGCAAAAUCGUAAUUUCGCUGAGCUAAUAAAACAGGUGCAGUGCUCUCAAAAUGAACCAAAAGAUGCCAAAAACAUUGUUCUGCCAAAGUUCAACCCUGAUCGUGCAGGAUCAGACGCUCUCUCCUGGUGUUCAACGGUCGACUACAUCUUGUCCGAAAACCAGCUAGUGGGCAGCGCUCUUGUAAUGUCCCUCAGCAAAUCACUGGAAGGCACCGCAUCUCACUGGCUCUCGCAGACAUGUUUUCCCGGCAUUACGUGGACGCAGUUCCGAGAAUUAUUUUUGCAAUAUUUUUCUGGAACGGAGACUUUGGCCGCAACCGUUAUGAAUUUGCUAAAUGCACGCCCAAACGAAGGAGAGUGCUUGUCGCUGUAUGGAAGCAGAAUGGUCACAUCACUUAUGGCCCGCUGGAAGUCACUUAGCGUCGAGCAGAUUGCAGUAUCCGUUACGUUGGCACAUGCAGCUGGGAUAGACAAACGAUUGCGCCGUUUGGUUUUUACGACGGAUAUCAAAACCAGAAACGAGCUGCAUCAGGAACUCAAAGCCUUUUCGUUCGACACUAGACAGAACCAGCAUUCGAGUGACAACUUAUCAGCACCCCAAGGAAAAAGAGUCAGGACUAUGUCUCACAUCACGUGUCAUAAUUGUGGCAAACCCGGACACAAGAAUGUCGCUUUAAUAAAAAGGCAACUCAGCGUCAGCAGCCCCGUAAUCAACAAUUUGGAGCAAAAGAUCGAUCAUCCGUGA